AUGACUCAGAGAGUGUCGCCUCAGAAUCUUGAAUCCUUCAAGACCUUCUCAUCUGUUGAACAACAGUUCCUUGUGAACCUGCUUUUCUCCGAGCAUCUUCUCGAAGCGAAUAACUCCGCGAUGAGCUCCUUGCCUGAGAUCAUUCCGGUCCGACUGUCCCGAAUUCACGAACGUUCGGGUUCGGAACGCUCAAAAGCAAUUGUUGGGCAAAGCGAAUACCUUCCUCCUCCCCUUCCUCAGCCUCCUGCGAUCUCUGUCGUAAUCAGUGCAACCAGAUCGCACCGUUCAGAAGUUGCGGUACUACCUCCCGCGGGGUAUAAUGGACGCAUUCAAUCAAGGGCUCCCAAUGAGCCUCAUUCAUCACAUCUUCUCAAUAGGCAAAAUCCCUAUAGUUCAUGCGCGCCUGGAUGCGGUUUCACCAAUGAGGAUGAAUCCUUCAUGUUCGACCGGCAGUGCGAUAAUGCCGGGCUGAAUUCAAUCACCUCUCAACGUCAGUCAAGUCCGCCUGUCGAUUCAGAAUUCAUUUCUCGAAAGUGGUGCGGGUUCGCAUCCGAUGUUUCUGCUGGGAGAAUCAUUCGACCGGCCGUUGCUGCUGCAACUAGCACCUCAACCGGCUCACCAGACAACGAUUUUCCUAAUCAACCUUCGCACUCCAUUUCGAGACAGGUCUGGUCACCCAAACAACCUUCUGUCAUAGAUGGCUUUGAUAAAUCAUCGGAUUCCGCUCAUUCUCAAUCCCAACGAAAUCCUUAUCCAUCACGAUUAAUGUCAUCCCAUAUAGUUGGUACACAGCGGCAACCCAGGCAAUUACAACGUCCAUCUAAUGCGUCACCGUUAGCUCAGCAACGUUGCGAUAAUGGCCACGAUGGCGACUAUCAUGGCCACCAUCUCUAUGGUCCUAGAGAAGCGCAAAGCAAUCGGCUCCCAUCGGAUGGCCCCACAUCAACCCAUCAAUUGAGGACGUUCGAUACUGAACUUCACUCGACCAAUGGGAGGCCAAAAGGUACCGCCCAAUUUGAUGGUCGGGACGGAUCUCUGCAGAGAACAGCAGCUUCUGUGGUGGCUGGCAGAAACUGGGUUCAAGAUCAAAAGCAUGCUUCUCAACCCAGUCAUCGCACCUCAUGUCACUCUCAGACUAAAACUGGUGAUCAAUCUUCCUGGCCAUGUGCUGCUGCGGGACCUUCGUCAGUGGCCCUGUCUCUGCUAUCGGCGGCCGUGAUUACGGAUAUCAGUGCGCCUGAGUCACUGGAAGAGUACACUGGUGUUGAAUCUCACGCUUCUUCUAUCGCGAGGCUCAAAAACACUGGCCCUGGAUUGACGUGUCUAUCAGCUAGAGCGAAUUCCCGGAACAGGGCCAAGCCACGUUCAAACGUGGGUACUCAGCAGAGAUCAAGUGCUAUCGAUAGCUAUACUAUACCUAAGAACGAAAAAUCGCUCCCUGACCGCCCCGGUUCCCAUCAUGCUUCCAGCCACGAAAUUUCUGGAGCGUUUUUGAGUACUGAGAAGGCUCAUGCUUUAGCCAGCAGGGUUCUUUCCGCACCUCACGGCUCCGCGGCAAAAGGUUUACAACGGCGAGAGAAACCUCUCUCCCGUUCUAAUGUUCUAGCGCGUCAGAUUCCGGCGAAGCACAAGCGUUCCAAAUCACCUGGGCCGCCUCCUCCUAAAGACGUUUCGUCAAGUAGACCUCCUGAAACAUCGUUCCCUGACCCUUUGAAACGCUCUGGAUCUUUGCACAGGGGUGGUUACUCGCGACCUCCCCCUUUCCCCCGAAAACCCAAGCCAAGAUCUCAUUAUAAGGUAGCGAUGCCGAGGCCCCCUGUCCUCAUACGCGAUAAAACAAAAACAAGGGGGGAAAUGACACACUGGCAGCCGGCUUCGCGUAAGCGGCCAGCAAGAUUGCCCGCUUCCGCGUCCAGCGACAGUUCCUAUUUGGAAGAGCCAGCCCUAGAGCGCGGAGAUGGUUUGGUGUAUGAAAUAUCACCGUUUGCUUUCGAUUCAUCAUCGUCUUCUGUCGACAAUUCAGAUGCAUCAAGCGAUCGACCACGAGAAGAUCCUCGCCUCGGCAAUUUGCCUCCCCCACUUGAGCGAUCGUCGUUCUCAUCCGUGGAUACUGGCGGCCCCCCCACGCCUCCGCGCCAAUCAUCACUAGGCACCGGAACGUUUUCUGCAGCUAACUCGGAUCUGCGGGCGAAGAAAACUACUCACUUCACGAAUGAUGUGCCUGAGAUUAGUUCUCGUCUCCACUAUUUCAAAAUUGAUGACGAUGAAGAAAUUGGCCUGUCAUCUGGCAUGACAGCUCCCGAGUUACAACAACAGAUUUGCAACGAACAUUCUAAUAAGCGGUGUGAUGGAGGCGCGCUAGAAGCGAUGGCUGUGGCUCAAACCAGUCGCCCGGUACCGACUCGGUACCUUCGCUCGGCCGAGAGCUCUAUAAAGGCAAUGGAUCGGGGUUUUGUAGCCACGUUGGUCGCACCAUCAUUGAAAUGUUCGCAUGGAUUCGCGACUCCAGAUGACCAUGUGGAGUCCCCGAAAGCUUCAUCUGCCAAACACCCGGUUCCUCCCGUAUAUGAUUUACAAGUCGGCGUUUCAAAGCCAAUGUUAUCACUGACUGCGGCGGAUAUUCCUUCAGCGGCCACUAGUGUUGACGGACGUCCGGCGCAUCAGCGUACCACGAGGUCUGUCCAUGUGGUUCCCACUAGCUCCGAUUCUCGCUCUGGCCGCGUGCAAACCAUGUGGGACUCUGUUGAGGCACCAAAACCCCUUAGUCGAAUUGAAGAUGAUAUGAAUAAUCCCACGAUAAGGUCUUUUCGCAAUGCCCGUUCGAGCUCACUCGUACGUAACGCUGAGGGAGUAUUGCGGCAUAGUCACCCCAGAUCUACUCCUAGCAACCACUCAUCCAAUUCAACUGCUCGCGAUAAGGUUUGCCUUGUCGGUAAUGACAAAGGGACCGAUGAUGCUCUUCCUGUUUGGGAAAGAGUGAAUUGUCGUCUUGCAGAGUCGACGAAACGACGACUCGGGGAAUUAUGGGGCACCCGGGGCACUGCUAAAAUGGCGCAAAAUGCGGUUCAGGUAUUGAUCUCAAGUCCAAUUCAUCCUGAUGUCCGACUAGCUGUGGAGAUUCUUCGCUCGCCUUGA
Cantharellus anzutake is the source of this 3135-nucleotide messenger RNA. RefSeq lists its product as uncharacterized. The record is from RefSeq and is a predicted model, not a curated record. The coding region runs from base 1 to 3135 and encodes 1044 amino acids. NCBI's taxonomy places the organism in Eukaryota, Fungi, Basidiomycota, Agaricomycetes, Cantharellales, Hydnaceae. The transcript has 4 exons.